UAACAGAUUUGACUUGGAAGGACAAUUAGAACACGUCUAUUAAAGACGUUGUGAGCCAUGACUGAAUACAAACUUGUGGUUGUUGGAGGUACCUUUAAGCUUCGGUGCUACUUGACUAAUUGUUUCUGUAGACCCUUCUUAGUGCGAUCGCUAAGUAGAUUUUAUUUGGUGCCAAUCGGUAACUGCUGCUUGUUUUACUUUUUCAGCUGGAGGUGUUGGAAAGAGUGCUUUGACUAUACAGUUGAUUCAAAACCAGUAAGUAGUUUAGUGACAAUCAACCUCUUCUAUGUCAAUCGGAAUAAUUGUUUUCCUUCCUUCUUUUAACGGUCGAUCAAGUUCGAUCGUGUGUCUGAGCUCAUACAUGUUGACCUCGCCUCAAAAUACAGUAUUUGGGAAUCGCCGAUUAUUGUCAAAUAUCACUCUGAAAUCAUUCUUAGUAACUUUUCCUACUGCACUCAUUUCAUAAUGAAUUCACGUUUGUAACGUACAUGGCCUUGCUUGUACACAAGCUUAAUUUUAAUUACAGUCAGAAAUUACAGUCGCCCAAUUCGCGGAACCUGCCGCCGGUCGAUUAACCACUUUCAGAGCUAACUUGUGCUUUGUGUAAUUGCCAACCUGUACCCCAUGGUACCUGCAGACUUAAAGAUUUAAAUCAAAACUUACUAAGAACACCUCUUGGUAAAUGACGCUUGAAGAAGCUGGCUAUUCCACUGAAACGUGCAUUGCAUAUUUCACCCUCUUUGCAUCUGCGAAGAUCAUCUUCCUGAGACGAAAAAUCUCAGUUUACGCCGCAUAGAAUGUUCUAGGACUCAGCCAUAGGCCAUUUUAUUAAGGUAUUUGCACUUAGAAAUGAUACGAGGGACUUUUGAGUCUUAAAACGUGUUUGGUUGCAGAUAUAUUUCUUUGGGAAAAUGCGUGUUGAUGUGCAAUUUUGGGCUGGUGGAGGUAAGGAGUGGUAAAAGGGGUGUGGAUCAAGGGUGGGGUGGGGUGGGGCGAUGUUUAGAUAGGAAAGAAUAGAAGUUGUUUAGUAGUGAUUAACUUGGGGUUUACAUUUUCAUUUUCAGCUUUGUGGAUGAAUAUGAUCCAACCAUUGGUAAGUAUCUUGUAACAGGUGAAAAUAAUGCAUUUCUUUGGGAAGUGUUUACCUAAAAAUAAUGCUGCAUUAAAACAUUGCUAACUAGAAAAGGGAUUUUCUCGCUUAGUUUGACCAGUACAGAGUAGAUAUAUAAAUGUGUUUGCUUGUGCAAAUCGCCAACAAUCUUUGGUCUGUCUGAGUCAUUUAUGAAUUAUUUAUGUACCUGUACCAAAAAUUUUAAUUGACUCGUGCAAACCUUAUCUUACUGUAAUAAUAAAUAGAAAUCACAAUACUUUGCCAUUGACAGAAAAUGGUAUAUCCAUACAGGGUUUAAAUAAAGACUCAUUUUUAAAGCUUGCCAUUCGGGCAAGCUGAAGCUAGCAUAUACUAGCCCAAACGUCACUUCAACAAGCCCCAAAAACAUUUUGAUGAGCAGACUUUGCUUUAGUCCUCUUCUGGUUUCACAUAUCUUUUCUUUCGUAAAUUACUGUCUUAAAUCUGACAAUGAAAGUUCAGUGAAAUUUGUAAUUUUAAAAUUUUUAAGCCAAGUUACAAUUUAAAUAAAAUAUAUUCUGCCCAGCUUUAAAAAUCAUGUUGUUUUCAAUCAUUACAGAGGACUCAUAUAGGAAGCAAGUUGUUAUCGAUGGAGAAACAUGUUUACUGGUAUGUUGUGUGUUUAGCAAAAUACCACAGAUAACUAAUUUUGUACAUGUGUAUAUAGUUUACCUGCAUAUCACACCUUUGACCAUUAUAUGUGAACAUUUUUUCAUUUAAUUGAUGUCUGAUUUUUGUUUAAGUCUGUGUACUGUAUAUUUUAUUUACUAUUAAGCAACCAUCUUGGUCACCGUGGCGAGUGAAAAAAAUAUUGAUGACUAAACUUGCAGUGAAAUUUGACUUAGCGACCUGUGUUCGGUGGUCAUGCACCAAUAUGUACAAAGUUCCUUUACCUAAAGUUAAAUUGAGAUAAACAUUAUUUUGCAAGAAAUAUUAUAUUAUUUACGCUCCGUAUUCAAGACAAUAAUUUAUUAUUCCUCUUUUCACCCUGGUUGUCCUGGUAUGAAUCGUGGGACAUCCAAAUUCGAUUGCGACAAUGUAGGCAUGAUAGUUGGGAAGCCAUAAUGAUAAGACAAGCAGGAACUGGGUCAGAUAUAACAAAAAUGGGGGUUUUUGCAACAGCACUUUAGACGUCAAGCAAAUUAAAAACAGUGAAAAUCAAGGGCUAUAAUCAAAUCACAUGGUUAAAAAUUUGUUUGGCAAAUAAGUAUGACAUGAAAACUGAUUUCCCAUGAGAAAAAGUAUUUGUUGCAUGUGCUCUAGUAAAAAACAAAGUCAGGAAAAUGCAUCUGUUCUUUCAGGCAUCGUCCAGGCUUUGCGAAUUAAGAAAAAAUUAACAGUGUUUCAAGUUUUCAUCCUAAGUGUACAAUACUUGAAUAUCAAAUCAACUCUGGAAACUGCAAUAUUGUAGAUUUGAGUUUUUUUAGUAGCCGCCAUCAAGAUCGGACAAAAAUUUUGUGCCAGACAGGGUACUGCAUUAAAUGUGUUUAAAAUUACUGUAAUAGGCGUUACACAAAAGUAACUUAUUGCUUUUCCCAGCAAUAGGUAAUGCACUGUUUUCGGCUUCAUAUAUGUAAAUUGACCAUGAAGACUGACUGUUGCGUUUGUCAAUUGCACUGGCAGAAGAGCAACAACAAAAACUACAACAACAUCUUUAUUUUUUGUACAAAAAUACAAAAGUUGGAUGUUUUGCCCCACAAAUAGCUGGAAAGCUAGUUGUGGUGGGGCAAGACAAUUACAUGAAUAACACAAAUUAUCUAAUAAAAACAAAAACCUUUUGUAGCUUGUCAUUACCCGUCAUGCUGAAUGGUUUUCAGAAAAUGUACGUUCGUAAUAAGAGAAUAAUUUGUGAAUUAGGAUUGGAGCACACAAAAACACAUCUGCACAGCUCAAUGCACAUGUGUAGGUAGAGCAGGUUAAACAGUGUAACUUUCCCAAUAAAAACGUUUGGGAUUCUCUGCUGAAGUAAUUUAAAUUUCAACUUGCAUUAUUAUAUUUUGAACAGGAUAUUCUAGACACUGCAGGUCAAGAGGAGUACAGGUGAGGAUCUGCCAUCAGUAUUUUGAUUUCUAAACAGUGAAACCUCUAAUAAGUGGACAUCCUUAGACCCUCAGUGGAGGUUUGUUUUGUAAAUAAAAUAUGGGAAGAAAAGAGAGAAAGAUCCUGAUCCCCUCUUAACAAACAUUACCCACUUAAUGAUAAAAUUAGUAGCAGUAAUGAACAGUUUGACCUUUUAUUGCAUUACAUAUUGUUAGUUUCAAAGAGCAACACUCCUGAACAAGCACUACAUUGCCCAGGAACACUGUGGCAUGUUUUGUUUGCUUUGCACAUUGUUGAUGCUGAUUAAUAAUAGCAGUUGUUGUUAUUUACUUUGUAUGUGUACUUGGAAGGGAAAAUAGACCUUUUUUACAAGCUGCUGAUUGGCGCACAACCAACUUUCUUGGAAUGCAAGUUGUUAUUUUCCUGUAAUCCGAUCGGUCAACUUUGUCUAAGUGGCCCAGGUUACAAUAGUUGCAUUGUAAGUGGGCUGAAUUUAGAAAAAAUUUAAGAGCUUUUUUUUCUCUGGGGAUGAAGCCAGCUGUCCAUAAUAAUUAGGGGUCUAUAUUAAGUGGGUGUCUUUAGAGUGCAGUUCGACUGUACUGUUACAUGCUUAUGCAAAUAGAAAGUUAAAUGAUAUUAUCCAUCCCAAAUUAGCACAAUAAUGAUACAUGUUCUGUGUUGCUCUCUCAAGUACAUGUAGUUACAUCAGGGAUAAAGGCUAUCACUAAUAUGUACACUGUUCAUGUGGCGAUGUACAGUAGAUAAAAGCUGAUUUGAUAAUUUUUGAUGAAAGUUAUUAAAUUGUUUUUAUGAUAUUUUUAGUGCCAUGAGAGAUCAAUACAUGAGAACAGGAGAGGGUUUCCUUUGCGUCUUUGCUGUUAAUAACAAGAGAUCUUUUGAAGAAAUCCAUGCAUUUAGACAACAGGUACAUGUACCUUUAAAGAAGUUGCUUCAUAUGGAUUCACAUUGUUAAUGCAAGUUUAGAAUUUUUCAUUAGUGUCUAUAUGAUUUCUGUGAUGUAAGCUACAUGUACAUGUACCUUUAUGACUCUGCAGUAUUAUUUGGGUUAGAAUUUCUAAUAAUACAAGCGCAAAACUGUGAAAUACUGCUGCACAGGUUGUUGAAACAUCAGUCACUGUCAACAGCAACAGUGCAUUUUCAAGAAAUAGUAUGAGGUUACUGUUUUUAAGCUUCUUGGCUGGAAACAUUGUUUUCGAUGUAUUUCUGUCCCUGUUUUUUUUUUUUGAUUGCCUAUUCUUUCUUAUUUGUCAGAUCAAACGAGUAAAGGAUGCAGAUGAAGUACCUAUGGUUUGUAAGUGUUUUUAUGUACUUGCUUUCUGUUUUAUUAGUUUGGGCAAAUUCCUUUGGGAAAGCUACAGUACAUUGCUGUACUUUUGUUGCAAUAAAAACAGCCAAUGAAAAAACUUUAUUCCUACAUUAUAUUCUGUGUAACCUCCAUAAUUUCCCACUUGUUCAAAAAUUAAAUAUAGAACAAAAUUUGCUCUUCUUUCAACUUGGGAAAAUGCAGUUGAACGUCCACUAAGUGGCCACCUUCGGGGUACCAGCAACUGGUUGCUUAAAGGGGGUGGGGAUUGGUAGAGGUUUUUCAUGAAUUAGCGUACAUGUAGUCUAUAGCAGAAACAAUACUUUAUGUUGAAACAAACACCCAAGGCUAGCAACAUGAGUUGUCUACAGUCAGUUGUCCCCUUCUACAUGACUGUACAUGCAUCUCAGCUGGUAUGUUCCUUCAUUAUAUGUUUAAAGUAAAGCCAAACUAGGUGUAUUAAGCGCUUGGUGGCCACUUAAUAAUAGAGGUGGAAAUAAUAGGAGAACUCUCGUAAGAAUACCAGUUUUCCCUCAAAUUUUUGGUGAAUCGUCUCUAUAGGGUAGAAGAGGGUGGCGUUAAGGCAUAUUAACAAGGAAAAGGCCUCACUUCUGUUUGACAUGCUUUAUUUAAAAAUGUCUAAAGUUGUGUAAGUUUUCUAAUAUCAUUUUUUGCUCAUAUCCUUUGUAGUAUUUGUAAACUCCUCUGUGCCUCACUGAUAGAACUAUGUACAUGUACAUGUAAUGCAGGGAAGUGGUUGAAGUGAAAAUGAUCAUUUGAAUGAUUUAUCUUUCUCCCAGUGGUUGGAAACAAGUGUGAUCUUCAGAGGACAGUGAUGUCAUUGGAGGCGCAAGGUCUAGCAACAAGUUAUGGAAUCCCAUAUGUAGAGACUUCAGCAAAAACUAGACAAGGUGUUGAGGAUGCCUUUUAUACCCUUGUGAGAGAAAUUCGAAAAGAUGUAAGUAAUUGUGUGUAAGGGAAAUAAGUUUGGGGACUUUGUCUUCUGUCCACUUAAAAGAGGGUUAAUCGAGGGUGUCCGUUUAAUACUGGCAGGUUGUUCAUUUGGCAUCGGAGAUUGGAGAUUUUUCUGUUGACUAUGCAGAAUUCUCCGACUACUGUUCAGUAGCUUAUGACUACAGUAGAACCCCGGUAACUCAAACUCUGAAGGGAAACAAAAAACAGUUUGAGUUAGUAGGCAAUAGCGCUUUCCACUAUUACUAAAAAUAGGUUUUCUUGCCUUAGACCCCCCGCGUGACUCAGACAAACUUUGCAUUCUACUUCAAGGCUUUGUAUGGGAAACAUGAGUUUCCGACAUGAAAAUUGUUCAUAAAAUUCACAAUGAUCGAGCGUUUUUAAAAAUUUUUUGGGCAUAAUUCCAAUAUAUAAGAAGGCACUACUGCUAUAGGGAGCAAAACCUGGUCCAGUAACUCAAAUAAAUGGUUAAAAUCAGAAAAUAAAGUGACUCAAUCAAAGAAGGCUACUGAAAUCGGAUCCCUAGCUCUUUGUCUUAGGCAGAAAGCACUGCUAUGCACUGAAACAUGACAUAACAUCAUUGGCUAUGUGAUACUCCAAAACCGAAAUUGCUAAAGAGAAAAUUGAGUUUGGAUGUGCUUCUCACAAGCCUGUGACAGAAUAUCCAAGGUGAAAAGCACACCAAUAUUAGCACAAACCGGAAGUUGUAUAAGUUUGUUCUGUUGUGGUGUGGCCAGGUAGACCAUAUGAAUCUGGGACAAAUACUUUAGUACUUUUUAUUGUAUACAUACUGAGACUUGAUACUCACCAAAAAGUUAUGUCAUAAAUUUUCAUACGCAAAUUAGUUCUAGCCAAUCAGGGGAGCAAACUAUGGUUUUCACAGUGAAAAAAAUGAUACCUCCAAUCAGAAUCGCGAACGACGUUUUUUACGUGUGAGAAAAAUGAUACUUGUCCAAUCAGAAGCCACAGAGAUGUGUGAGUUUCGCGCCAAAAUUCCCGCCUUUUAUUGCAGCUUGCAGCGCGGCUUCGCACACAUUCAAUGAGUAAAGUUUUACUCAAAGAGUUUUUCUUGCUAGAAAAGUGAAAAACAUUUCGGAAAUGGAGUGGAAUAGUUCCGUUUGUUUCACUGUCGAUAAAGAAAACGGUAGAGAGUCGGCGAAACAACAGCGGAAAGGGAAAAACAGAACGAGACGUGAGCUUUUGUUGUGCUUUUUGUCGGAGCUACUUUGCCUUUCAUUUAAGCUUUAACCUUUCAUUUAAGCUCAAUUGUACAUUGAGAACAAACAGUUAAGAUUACUUAUAGUUCUUGGAUCACCUCAUAUCCUUAACGUCAUUUAUGUUUUCAAGAAAUGUUUUUACUAAAAAGCUGAUACUUCGUUUUCAUUGUCAUUUUGCGGUAAAUUUGUAGUGGCAAAUUUUAGCAUUUUUGAAAGAUUUAAAAUAAAAAGGCCGCCAAAAUGAUGAAUGUCUCAGUAUGUAUAUGAUAAACACAAUACCACAUGGAAAGUGCUGGCGUAUGGUAUUUACGCACUCGUUGUUUUUGUAUCAGAAAUCUUAGUCGUUCGCUGUCCUCACUGGUUCGAUUUCUGAUACGUCAACAACUCGUGCGUAAAUACUGUACACCAGCACUUUCCAUGCAGUAUUGUCUAUAUAUCCUGUAGUACUAAGUAGUGUAACAUAAGCACAAAAAAAAAUUGAGCAACCUGUGCCUGUAAGUUUAACCAAAUGCACCGUUUCAUGUGUAGCUAUGAAGCCCCGGCCUGCUCUCCACACAUUUCAACAUAAUUUUGCCCACAGUAUUAUGAUGCCGCAUAAGAAAUAAAACCAUUCAUCUGUACAGUUUUUUCCAUGUUUAAUGCUGUCUUGGCACACGUUGAUUAUUCUCAGGAUAUUUAUUGUCGAAACCAAGCUGGAUUUUGUUUCCUUUAACGAUGAACAUCUUCAAAGAUGACGAAAAUUUGUUGCUGAAUGUGACUUUCCCAUACUAAACUCCUAGGCUGGUCAGGUUUAAGUCUGAGUCACAGCAGGGAGCAGAAAUUUGUGACAUUAUUAGUAGAAAGGGCUAUUCGAGUCAUUGGGAUAAAUUUCAAUGAAAUUUUGAUCAAGGNAUGCCGCAUAAGAAAUAAAACCAUUCAUCUGUACCGUUUUUUCCAUGUUUAAUGCUGUCUUGGCACACGUUGAUUAUUCUCAGGAUAUUUAUUGUCGAAACCAAGCUGGAUUUUGUUUCCUUUAACGAUGAACAUCUUCAAAGAUGAUGAAAAUUUGUUGCCGAAUGUGACUUCCCAUACUAAACUCCUAGGCUGGUCAGGUUUAAGUCUGAGUCACAGCAGGGAGCAGAAAUUUGUGACAUUAUUAGUAGAAAGGGCUAUUCGAGUCAUUGGGAUAAAUUUCAAUGAAAUUUUGAUCAAGGGAAAGGAAAUUUAGUUAGAGUUAUCAAGGUUCUACCUUACAGUAUUUAGAUCAAUUUUGGUUUCGGGAAACUGUCCACCUACCCCUCCCUUAAACCAACAUUUUGCCCUAAGUGAGAAGUAAACUUGUGUUAAUGUUAGCUUAGGGGAGGGGUAGGUGGGCAGUUUCCCAGAGACCUAAACUGACGCCAGUAUUUUUUAUUUAGAGGUGGAGCCUCUUUCAAAAAUAAUUUUCUCCUGUAAACAUUACACCUUUCUCCUGCUACUAGGGUUAUAUAUAAUGAAAACCCUGAUACAGGUUUCAUAAGACUGUGGUUACCUUAUUCUCCCUCAUUAUAUGUAGUAUAUUUUAAGUGCUACAGUUUCAAAUCAAAUGAUGUAUUACUGUCAAACUAAGAAAACUUUGACUACUGAGACAUUAUGAUUAAUCACAGCAAUGAUCGGAACGUGUGAGCAAGCCACAAAAUCACUAACUACAGUCGAACCCCGCUAUUUCGAACUCGGUUAAUUCGAAGUCCCCGCUAUUUCGAAGGAAGAUCGAAUUCCCUUGGAUUUACCCUUCCCCUUUACGCUUCCCCGGUUAUUUCAAAACCCCGCUAUUUCAAACUUUUUUUCUAUUUCCCUUGGGACUUCGAAAUAGCGGGGUUCGACAGUACAUGUAAUUACCAUUGUUGCUUGUGGUAUAGUUUUCACAAGCCUGUUUGGCAUUUUUCUUGGAACAAAAUACCAUUCCAGAAAAAUAUUUCUACUGUUUAUGGUUGUCUGAUUUUUUCUGUUUUUAUUUUUACCUUGGAAAAUGUUAAACAGUAUGAAGUUAAAUCAGUCAAAGAAAAACACUAAUAUUAAUAAUUUAUAUCCUUGUGCUUAAACAAAGUUAAGAAACAUCUUUACAUUACUUCUCAAUUUAUCUUUUUUUCUUUUAUUUAAUAGAAAGGAAAGAAACCACUUCCUAAGAUCAAGAAGAAGAGGAGAUGUAUAAUCUUAUAG
Porites evermanni is the source of this 8860-nucleotide messenger RNA. The record is from the annotation of a GenBank genome assembly. Lineage: Eukaryota; Metazoa; Cnidaria; Anthozoa; Scleractinia; Poritidae.